UUGUGAUGUGAUAGCACACAGUGCGAACCAUAAACCACCCACCAACACCACCAGAAACCUAUGCCACUUUCCCUUUCCUUUUUACUCUCUCUCAAUUUAUGGUCUUCACCCUAACCGCACAUAUUAAGAUGGGUUUAUUGGGUUCGACAAAUAGUUUAAGUGCACAAUUGGUGAAGCUAACAUUGCUGGUUGAUGCCAAUCAAAAUGAAUCAGUUAAGAGAGACCUUGAGAGUUUUUCAACAAUUAUAACUACAGUUGAGAUGACUAUGCUUACAGUUCCAUUUGUUUGCAAUUGUGUGAUGUUCUUGGUUAAUGAACUUUAUUUUUUUGGUGUUUUUACGGUUGUAAAUGUAUGGAGGAAAGAGUUGGUUGUAUUGAUAGUUCUUUUCAGGUCUAAUUAGGCAAAGAAAUGGUAAGGAUGUUUCGAAUUUAUUAGAUCUUGCUGGCUUAGGGGAUUAAUUCAUACUAUUUCUCGAGUAAAGGUGUUUUUUCAAAUUAUGUAUCAAUAUGCUUUGAUGAUCACGUUC
This is a messenger RNA of Ilex paraguariensis (yerba mate), 527 nucleotides long. The record is from the annotation of a GenBank genome assembly. NCBI's taxonomy places the organism in Eukaryota, Viridiplantae, Streptophyta, Magnoliopsida, Aquifoliales, Aquifoliaceae.